Molecule: messenger RNA, 1218 nt
Organism: Capronia coronata CBS 617.96
Lineage: Eukaryota; Fungi; Ascomycota; Eurotiomycetes; Chaetothyriales; Herpotrichiellaceae
Exons: 2
Coding region: 1-1218 (405 amino acids)
Biological process (GO): post-translational protein targeting to membrane, translocation
Cellular component (GO): endoplasmic reticulum; endoplasmic reticulum membrane
Source: RefSeq, a predicted model, not a curated record
AUGGCUCCGGGUCCUCCUCCGGCCGCGCAGCCCUUCUCACCACAGCAGAUUCAGCAGAUGAUAGCCAUGGAAGCCCAGAAACGGGGCAUGACCAUUCCACAGUUCCAAGCCUUCCAACGUCAACAGAUCGAAACCGAAGCAGCCAAAGCCGGCAUGUCGCCACAGCAAUUCAUUCAGAUGAAGCAAGAGGAGGCCAGACAGGCAUACAUGCGACAACAAGCCACACAGCAACAACAACAAGGCCAACCUCAGCGUCAAGGACAGCCUCAGCAGGGUCAACCGCAGCCAGGAACGACACAAGUCCAGCAUAUCCCCGUCAACUCGAGCGUCGAACCUACCCCUGCUGCUUUGGCGGUUGCAAAGUUUCUACGGUCCCAAGACUUGAAGACGCGCACGUGUAUAUUCAACGGCGAGAGGAAGGACAUGUUCAAAGCAGUCAAACGAGCAUUCCGCGCCCUCAAUUCAGAUGCCUACAGAAAGGCCCAAAAGAAGAACCCUCUCCUGCCCAAAGUCGAGAACGACCAAGAGGCUCGCGGCGCUCUACAACUCCUCCCUCUAUCUAUGCUGGCCCUGCGAGUAUCCAAGAAAGAUCCUCAUGAAGGACACAACCAUGCCAAACCCAAAAAGGAGAAAAGAGUCAAAGGUCUAUGGGAAGUCAAGAUCGAACAACAACAGGACUUUGAUCCCAUGAUGCAUUACGUGUGGCUGUAUGAAGGACCACAGUGGAAAACCAAGAUCUGGGCCGGCGUGGUCCUCCUCGCAGUAUUCGCGGCAGUUCUGUUCCCGCUGUGGCCAUUGAUCCUCAGGCAAGGAGUGUGGUACCUCUCUGUCGGCGCGAUGGGGUUGAUCGGUCUGUUCUUCGCCAUGGCCAUUUUCCGGCUCAUCCUCUUCAUCUUCACAUACUUCUUGGUCCCACCGGGUCUCUGGCUCUACCCCAACCUCUUUGAAGAUGUUGGUUUCUUCGACAGUUUCCGUCCGCUCUGGGGAUGGCAUGAAACCAAGGAAGACGUCAAGCGCAAGAAGCAGGAGAGAAAAGCUAGGAAAGCCCAAAAGCGAGCCGUCGCGGCCGGGAAGACCGAGGUGACUCAAACCGAGGAUGUGAAGACUGCUGCUCCCACGAAUGGAUCCGCAGUCAGUUCAUCGGUUCAACCGUCGACCACAUCAAUCGCUGCCAAGCGACAUGCUGCGCCGACCGUGGAGGAAGUCAACGAGGAAUGA